UUUCCACCUCUACCCGGCUUUAUUUUGUUUUGUUAUUACAACGUUUUUAAAAAUUUAAUUGAUUUAACCAUGACUUGUGACACCACCGAGGCCCUUGUGGCGCACAUGUGUGAGCUGGUGCAGUUCUAUAUGCUGCCGGAACUGAAGGAGGAUCUGGACAACAUUCAAUUGGAGGCAUCGCAGUUCGAGAGCUAUCAUUCACUUCUAAAACAGGAUUUGCCCAAAUUGUACGACUUGGUGCAGGAGUUCUUGCAGAAAACUGAUGAUUCGGGACACGAAGAGUUGAGGGUAAAGCUGCUCCUGCUGAUUUGCGAACUAACAGCAGCUCCCACAGUUUACCAACUCAAGGAUGAUUCUGGUAACCUUCUAAAAAACGCCAAUGAGUUGGCCAAGAAGCUAUCCUCCAACUGGUGGGAGUCCACAGACGCACAAAUUCUAAAAUACUACGAGCAAAAGCUACACAGAGAUUGCUGGAAGAAACAACUAGGAGCAGUUCAUGGUUUUGCCAAUUAUUUGGAGCUUCGAUACUCGGCUAAAUUCAGAAUGCCCACCCGGAUGCUAGCCUUUGCCUUAUCCGUGGGUCUAAAUGUCCGGGAAUGCUAUGAUCCUGCCUACAAACAACUGGGCGUCAAGAUCUUCUCAGUGAUGUUGAAGUUUAGCGAAUGCAAAGAUAUUCAAGAGCUCAAUGUGCACAGCGUGAUCUAUGAUCAUGCCCUCAAAGAUGCCUACAACAUGGAGUCCAUUGAAGCUAUAGACUCCGUUUGGAACUGCAUGUACUUAUGUCUGGAUCACUUUGUAGAUUUAGAUGCUUUUACGUGGAACCAAUGCGACGACAUGCUGGACCGGCUCAUUCAAAAUGUCACCAUGGCUUCUAGCCCGAAAAUCUCCAUCUGCCUGCUGCAGUUUAUUACACGACUGGGCUGCUAUUUCACCAUCAAUCGCAGUGAUGUGGAAUCUGCUCUGGCCACAGAUCUUAAACAGCCAGAUAAGUUGGCUGCGUGCCGGGAAGAGUGCCUUGCACUAAACGCUAGCACCAGCUAUCGGUGGGCCAAGGCCAUCCUUCAAAUGCUGGUCCUGGAGUCGGACAAGCUGCUCCAAGGCGUCGAAGUGUGUACCGAGCUGCUGGAGCAGAUGCUGAGAUGCUAUCUGGUGUGCAUCCUGCCCAUUCCUCUGCAGGCCUUGCACUCGCACCUACCCGAGUUCUACUCAAAGUUUGUGGCUGUGCUUUUGGAGUGUCUGGUGGCCCAUAAACGGGCGCCUUCAGUCCUUAACCUCGUUUUGCGCUUUACGGAAAUCUUCAGCUUUCAACUGGAAAACUGCUCAACGCAAAAGAUGCCAGCAGAUUUAGAAGAAUUCCCCAAGGCUCUGACAGUUAUACAUCGCAAGGUUAUUGAAUAAAUGGGGGGAAUGUAUAUGUAUUUAUAUCAACUAAUAAACUGUUUAGUGUA
Drosophila elegans is the source of this 1448-nucleotide messenger RNA. RefSeq lists its product as uncharacterized. Lineage: Eukaryota; Metazoa; Arthropoda; Insecta; Diptera; Drosophilidae. The record is from RefSeq and is a predicted model, not a curated record. The transcript is spliced from 6 exons. The coding region runs from base 70 to 1398 and encodes 442 amino acids.